Messenger RNA from Saprolegnia diclina VS20, 1214 nucleotides. RefSeq lists its product as hypothetical. Gene Ontology annotation, biological process: tRNA processing. The transcript is spliced from 9 exons. The record is from RefSeq and is a predicted model, not a curated record. Bases 17 to 1036 code for a protein of 339 amino acids. NCBI's taxonomy places the organism in Eukaryota, Oomycota, Saprolegniomycetes, Saprolegniales, Saprolegniaceae. Gene Ontology annotation, molecular function: flavin adenine dinucleotide binding; tRNA dihydrouridine synthase activity.
CUGCCAGCAAAAAGCGAUGGCGUCGUUUUGGCGGCAGUUGCCGCGACCCUUUUACUGCGUGGCGCCGAUGGCCAACGUCACCGAUGUCGCCUUCCGCGCCGCCAUCACAGAGCUCGGCAAGCCACACGUCAUGUGGACGGAGUUUGUCAGCUGCGAAGCUCUCAUGUCGUCGACAGCGCGCACGCGCGAGAAGAUGUUGACAGCGCUCAAGUACGCACCAAGCGAGCGACCAAUCGUCGCACAGCUGUUUGGCUCCAAGCCCGACCAGUUCCGCGAGUGCGCCAAGAUUGUUCGCGACUUGGGGUUUGACGGCAUCGACAUCAACAUGGGCUGCCCCGAGAGGAACGUCAACAAGCAAGGCAGUGGCGCGGCCUUGAUUGGCGAUCCGGCCAACGCCCAGGCGAUCGUGCGAGCGUGUCAAGAGAGCGGACUUCCGGUCUCGGUCAAGACGCGCAUUGGUCUUGAAACCAUCGAUUACGACGACUGGAUCAACUACAUCUUGGACACGGAGCCCGACGCCUUAACGGUCCAUGGCCGAACGCGCAAGGAAAUGUCGCUUGUGCCAGCACACUGGGACGUUAUUGGCGACAUUGUCCACUUGGUGCGGGACAAGCGACAGUCGGACGUCAUCUUGAUCGGCAAUGGGGACGUCGCGUCGCUGGACGACGCCAACGAAAAGGUCGCGCUCUAUGGUAUUGACGGUGUUAUGGUCGGACGCGCCCUCUUUGGUAACCCGUGGUUCUUUCAAGGACCGACGUUGCUCACCGAGCGCGGCACCGAAGAGCGGCUACUGGGCAUGAUCCGCCACACGCAGAUCUUUGAAGAGCUCUUGCUGCAGCACGGCCACAACCAAUUCCACCACGUCAAAAAGAUGUACGGCAGCUACUUGGCAGGUAUUCCGUACGCCAAGCAAUUCAAGGAGCAGCUCAGUCGUGCAGCGACGCCGGCCGAGGUCUAUCCGCUCGUACACGAUUUUAUUCGGCAAGACAAGGCGAGAUCGCAGCUUGCGGCGGCAAAUGAGCCGCCAAUGCACUAGCUGCAGCACGAGUUGGGAUCCGUGGGCCGCGGGUCGCGCAAGUACGCAUGCCACGUCAUGACUUGCGCAUCGGCAGCUGGUCGCACGGCCUAAUAGACAAGUUGGAUUGUCCGUGUCCGAUUGCAUUCUGUUGAUUAUGCCAAACCGAAGACGCUGCAAACUGCGCUUGGACCGCUCG